This is a messenger RNA of Rangifer tarandus platyrhynchus (Svalbard reindeer), 462 nucleotides long. Lineage: Eukaryota; Metazoa; Chordata; Mammalia; Artiodactyla; Cervidae. The record is from the annotation of a GenBank genome assembly.
AUGGCCUUGUUCCUGGUGGUUGAGGCAGCCAGGAAGCCCAAGGGUUGGGGAGGGGAGGCAAGAGGGAACGAGGGGAAGGAAAAGGAGGAGAGGAAAAGGCAGGGAGCUUGGCUAAUGAAGAGCCAAUGUAUCAAGGAGGCACACGGUGCCAGGAAGCCUGCUACUGCAGAGGGAAAGUGCAAUGGGGAAGCAGCACAGAGUGCAAGAUUCAAACCUUCAUUUGUUCAUCUUUUCAUUCACUCAUCCAAUAAAAUGAAGGACGCCCAUGCUGUGAUAAUUGCUAUUCAAGAUACAAGUGUAGGCAAAAUGCUAAGGAAAUGUAAAAAAAAGGAGCAAAUUACUGUUGGGUGGGUGGCAGGAGUGGGGAAGUUAGGAAGCAGGCAAAUUUCACUGAAGAUAUUUAGGUCAGGCCAUGAAGAAAGCAAAGGAAAAAACCAGCUCCCAAGUCCUCCCCAGCUCUGA